Molecule: messenger RNA, 2056 nt
Organism: Culex pipiens pallens (northern house mosquito)
Lineage: Eukaryota; Metazoa; Arthropoda; Insecta; Diptera; Culicidae
Exons: 2
Coding region: 170-568 (132 amino acids)
Source: RefSeq, a predicted model, not a curated record
UCUGAAUUUUACUUCUAACAACAUAUCUACAUGGAAUAUGGGGUCUAGAAUCCCAAAAAUCAUUGCACGUAAUAUUUGAACAACACCUACGAGGCUAUUUCAUGAAAAUUGUUCACUUUCAAUAGUUGUAUUACUUUAAAGUUAUGUAAGCCUUAAGGCAGUAAAAAAAAUGUAUCUGUUCAUUUUUCCCGGGAGUUUCAAAUCAACAAAAUCCCGGGAGCCACUCGCAAAACCCAAGGCACAAAAGAAAAUGUCAAAAACCUUCUCAGCUCAUCCACACAAACGUCAAACGGGUGUUUUCCUGCAACAGUUCUUGUUGCGUCGCGUUUUUGGAAUAAAAUUGCAUCCGCAUCUCCGCGCCCUAAAACCUUCGCAAUUUCGGUUCCCCGCAAUGGCCACACCCGGAACGCCGGCACUGUAUGUAACUGAUCUCAAGAUUAAGCUGAAAAACACGGUUCCGGAGUUUGCCAGCGAUGGGACCGUCCGGUACAGGUGCAACCUGCUGGCGGCGGCCAGCGUGGUCGGAUAUGUGUUUAUGGAGACGACCGCCAGGCAAGGUGAUCGAUGAGGUUGUUCCGCUGUGGAUGGUUCCGUUCCCGAGGGAGCCGUUCAAGCUAGCGAUGUACUGUGACCAUGGGCUGCUGACGGUGGAUGUUUAUGCGGGUGUAUAAAUUUGUGAUAUUUACUCGGUCCCGUCGUUGAUGACGCCGAUGGCUGGGAAAUUGUACGAGAUUCGGACGUCACCGGAAUGUGGCGUGAGGAGUACGCAGAUUUUGUGGAAUCAACAUGUUUUCGAUGAUAUAAUUUUAGGUAAUGGAAAUAAUGUUUGAAAAAUAAGAUGUAGAACAGAUGAGAAAUAAAAAAAUUCUAUAUACUUUAUUGUAAUAAAAGACACCAUGGGUGAAAUUGGGAAAACUGUUUUACGAUGUGACUUAUCGGCUCAUUACUUUUGAUAGGGUUAUCAGAUCUUCAAUCUUAUAGUAUCAUCUGAAAGGAGUUUCAAUUAUCCAACCACUGUUUAAUCGCACGAUGGUUCCGGACAUUAGUUCCAUCAAAAUAUCUCAAAUACGGCCCCCAAAAGGCGACAACGAACAUAAAGUUCUCAUAACAUUUGAUAGGGUUAUCAGAUGUUCAAUAUUUUUGACUCAUUAGAAAGAUCUUUUAAUUAUCCAACUAAGGACGGGUCGCUUAAUGGACCCGGCCAUCAUUUUCAUCGAAAUAUUUGAGAUCCGGCCUAUAAAAUGUGUACAAAUAACACUUAAGUGCUCAUAACUUUGGAUAGGGUUAUCAGAUCUUCAAUGUUUUGAGCUCAUUAGAAAGGUCUUUCAAUAAUCCAACUAACGACGGGUCACAUAAUAGACCCGGACUACAUUUUCAUCGAAAUAUUUGAGAUCCGGCCUAUAAAAUGUGUACAAAUAACACUUAAGUGCUCAUAACUUUGGAUAGGGUUAUCAGAUCUUCAAUGUUUUGAGCUCAUUAGAAAGGUAUUUCAAUUAUCCAACUAACGAUGGGUCGCAUGAUAGAUCCGGACAACUUUUUCAUCAAAAUAUUUGAGAUCCGGCCUCUGAAAUGUGUACAAAUGACACUUAAGUGCUCAUAACUUUUGAUAGGGUUAUCAGAUCUUCAAUGUUUUGGGCUCAUUAGAAAGGUCUUUCAAAUACCUUUCUAAAAAUGUAUGAUCAGACGGGUUUUCUUACAAAAACCACCCUUUUUACAAUCUUUCAAACUUUAGCCAGAAUCGUUUUUUUAGCAUAACUUUUGAAAUACUUAACAAAACUUCAUAAUAGUUAAUAUAGGUCUUGUGGGACCCUAAGACGGAUCGAAUGAGACCAGAACGGCCCAAAUCGGUUCAGCCAGUCCGGAGAUAAUCGAGUGCAUUUUUUUCGGUGCACGGACUUACAGACAUACACACGCACAGACAUUUGCUCAGAAUUUGAUUCUGAGUCGAUAGGUAUACGUGAAGGUAGGUCUACGAGGUCGAAUUAAGAAGUUCAUUUUUCGAGUGAUUUUAUAGCCUUUCCUCAGUAAGGUGAGGAAGGCAAAAAGAUGCACAUUC